This is a messenger RNA of Malaya genurostris, 1912 nucleotides long. RefSeq names its product tubulin gamma-1 chain. Lineage: Eukaryota; Metazoa; Arthropoda; Insecta; Diptera; Culicidae. Bases 153 to 1517 code for a protein of 454 amino acids. The record is from RefSeq and is a predicted model, not a curated record. Gene Ontology annotation, cellular component: centrosome; microtubule; gamma-tubulin complex. Gene Ontology annotation, biological process: mitotic cell cycle; mitotic spindle organization; cytoplasmic microtubule organization. The transcript is spliced from 3 exons. Gene Ontology annotation, molecular function: GTP binding; structural constituent of cytoskeleton.
UUAUGUAUAACAGCAAAAAUUUAAAACGGAUUAGAAUUUUGGAGCGCGGAGCCGGAAUAAAUCUUAUGUUACUAUUUUUAUCGCGUUUUGUUGAAUAGAGAGAUAUUUUUCAAUAACUGUUCGUGAUCACUUGUAGUCAAUUUUAGCGAAAAAUGCCUAGUGAAAUUAUUACUUUACAAUUAGGUCAAUGUGGCAAUCAAAUUGGUUUUGAAUUUUGGAAGCGUCUUUGUUUGGAACAUGGAAUAUCGCCCUCGGGUGUAUUACAGGAUUUUGCUACAGAUGGUAUUGAUCGAAAGGAUGUGUUUUUUUAUCAGGCCGAUGAUGACCAUUACAUUCCCCGCGCUGUUCUCCUGGAUCUAGAACCCCGAGUCAUUCAUACCAUCAUGACAUCGCCGUAUGCAAAGCUUUACAAUCCAGAAAAUGUAUAUCUUUCAAAAGAUGGAGGAGGAGCCGGUAAUAAUUGGGCUUCCGGAUUCAGCCAAGGAGAGAAGCUGCACGAAGAAGUUUUCGAUAUAAUAGACCGAGAAGCCGAUGGUAGUGAUAGUUUGGAAGGAUUCGUUUUGUGUCAUUCUAUUGCAGGAGGAACCGGAUCUGGAAUGGGAUCAUAUAUUAUGGAACGUCUUUCGGAUCACUUCCCAAAGAAACUUGUGCAGACAUACAGUGUGUUUCCAAAUCAAGACGAAAUCAGUGAUGUUGUAGUGCAACCAUACAACAGUCUUUUGACACUGAAGAGACUCACGAGCUGUGCUGAUUGCGUGGUAGUUUUGGACAAUACGGCACUAAACAGAAUUGCGGCUGAUAGGUUACAUUUGGAAAAUCCUAGCUUUACUCAGAUCAAUACGCUUGUUUCAACAAUUAUGUCAGUUAGUACUACCACGCUUCGAUAUCCUUCGUAUAUGAAUAACAAUCUAAUUGAACUGAUUGCCCCACUGAUCCCGACUUCUCAGUUGCAUUUUCUUAUGACCGGUUAUACUCCUCUUACCACCGACACGGAUACGGUCAGUGUUCAGAAAACCACCGUUUUAGAUGUUAUGCGUCGUUUGUUGCAGCCCAAAAACAUGAUGGUUUCCACCGGACCGGAUAAGACAAACCACCACCGUUACAUCUCUAUUUUGAAUAUAAUUCAGGGUGAAGUAAAUCCUACCCAGGUACACAAAUCUAUCCAGCGAAUUCGUGAACGAAAAUUGGCCCAGUUCAUAAAUUGGGGUCCAGCUAGUAUCCAAGUGGCUCUUUCACGUAGUAGUCCUUAUGUGCAGAGCACCCAUCGAGUAUCCGGUCUAAUGCUUGCUAAUCACACCAGCAUCUGUUCGUUGUUUGAGCGAGCACUGAAUCAAUACGAUAAACUUUGCAAGCGAGGCGCUUUCUUAGAUCAGUUUAAACGCGAGGAUAAGUUCAAAGAUGAUCUGAGCGAAUUCGAUGAGAGCCGCGAUGUAGUGGACGCACUGGUGCAGGAAUAUGAAGCUGCCACCCAGGCCAACUAUCUCAACUGGCAUGCGAAGAAAGCAACGGGAGAGUGAAACUGGCCUGUGGCUAGUGGGAAAAAUUGAGAUUAGUUUUUAUUCCAAACACGUUGAAAUGUUGCUUCCUCGAAUGGAAGACUAACGGUUUUCCAUGUGCCAGUGAAUUUGUUAUGAAAAUCGAAUGUUUUCUGGGAAACGAUGAGUUUACUGUUUGCAUCACGCUUAUGUAAAUAAAUAAAGUGUCUAAGCAACAGUUUGCCACCCAGCUGGUAAGGCAGGUUGCACUUUUGUUUAAACUAAUUGCUUUAGAAAAGAGUUUCCCAAUGGCCUGAUGUGUAUUCUACUAGUGUUAAUAGUUAGGUAAAUCACUGAAGCAUUUACAUUGACCUUCCCAGUGUACGUUGACCGAUUGAAGAAUACUCAAAUUUAAGUUUCUAAAAAUCGCUAAUAUG